Messenger RNA from Trichobilharzia szidati, 2800 nucleotides. Lineage: Eukaryota; Metazoa; Platyhelminthes; Trematoda; Strigeidida; Schistosomatidae. The record is from the annotation of a GenBank genome assembly.
UUUGUAAUUACAUGGACAAUACAUGAUCUUCUGAUUUUUAAUUUCUGAUCUGUAAUCAUUUUAUUGAUAAACACUGAAGUCAACUUUAACAAUAGUAAUAAUUGACCCUUUAUUUCAAAUAUGAACUUUGCCAGAUCAUGAAAAGGAAUAUAUUUGAACUAGUUUCAAAGUAUAGAUAGAGACACAGGAGGAGAACGGAUCAAGAGUAGACUUUACAAACCAAUUGAUAAUACGGAAAAAAGAGCCAAAGGUUACCUGUAACUUUGGGGAGAAAAGCAAAAAUCAAUAAUAAUCCAUCAGCAAUACAAAUAAUCCUUUCCAAUGUAUAUCGAAUCAUCCGGCGGCGGGGGUUAUGGAAAGAAAUGGAGUAGUCGAAGUCAUACAACAACUGCCUAUUGUACAGAUAACUCGAGUCAUUGGUCUGGUGUUUCCGUGAAGAAUAAAACCCGUAAACCUCUUGUCAAUCAACCCUUAUCAAUAUCAAAUCUAUCUCCAUGCAACCCACUACAACAACGCCAACUUCACCAUCAAGAACCAUCACAGUUACAACAACAACACUUCAACUAUCGAUCAUUGAAUGGCUCAGUGACUCCGAACGAUCAAUAUUAUCCCCUGUUGAAGCAUGCUACAUCAUUGGGUUGUACUGGGAUUAAUAGUGGUCGAGGUGGAGGAGUUGGAGGACAUGAUUGGACAAAUGACUCACAAUCGAAAUCAAUCUCAGAAAUGCAAACAGUUCAAACCUCUCCAGAUUUAUAUAAUUUACCUCAAAUGACUCAUUUGAGCACAGGGAAUCCAAUUAUUACCGCCACUAGUACAGCUGUUAUCACUACUGCUGUAGUUCCUGCUCUUCCUGUAAUCACACAUACUACUGGUCAAGAUAUAAGUAGUGGUAUUAUCGAUAGUAAUAGUACUAGUAAUAAUAAUAACAAUAAUAAUAUGCAUCACAAUAAUGGAUUAUUCUAUCAUCACACUACCAAAGAACCACAAAUUCUAUCCAAGGAAAUAGCACAACGCGUCAGAGACAGAUUCAACCAACGUGUUCUGUUGAAACACAUGGCCAAGUCGAAACAGUAUUCAUAUUCCCACGGUAGAUGGCAGUAUACACCACAGUAUCAUUUACUGGCUGUAUUUCUAGUGAAUAAGGGUAGUGUGGAAGCUUGGUAUGCUUAUGCACCGAUGCCUAACAUUUAUACAAGUCAACAAGAGCCUACAGAGCAUACACGUGUUUUAGAGUUGACACAACGACGUCUUCGACUAUUACAGAGAUAUUAUUCCGAGGGGAGACAAUAUGUUGUUCUCUAUGUAAAUAAUAAUCGAUCGGAGCAUUAUUUACCUAUCGGUUUAGCCAGUGAUCCAAAUCAGAAAGGCAGUUGUAAACAGUAUACGAAUAAGAAUCAUUCACUGUCAACAUGUGAUGAAUUAAUGAAAGAUGGAAAUCGAUUUUUUUGUCGAUUAUUUAAUUCAAUUCUACCGGAUAAUUUAAAAUUAACGAGUAAUGCUUCUAUUACUACUAACAAGGAUAUGAGUAGUAAAAGUAAAAAUACUAAAAACGACGGCGAUGCAACUAAUGAUAAAAAAAUAAGUGAACAAACACGAGAGCAGAAAACAAACUAUCCCUCAGAAGAACAACAAAACAAAGAAACUGAACAGUUAGUUCAGCAAACAGGUAUAACUGUGAGAAAGUCGAAUUUUAUGCAGAAAAUUCUCGGACAUUUAAUCCCCUCCAAUCACAAAAAUAAUGACAAUGAUAAUAACAAUAAUAAUAAUAGUAAUGAUAAAGAGAACUAUACUAAUUGUAUUGAUCAAAAAAUUGAUUUAAAUUGUUAUAAAGCAUGUCUUCCAUAUGAUGGAUGUUUCGUCAAGUCUAGUCCUCAUCAACCUCAGAAUAACCCUACCGGAAAGAUGGACACUCCAAUAUCAGCAAUGACAACAGUAGUUACAACAGGGAUUAGUAUUACAGUGACUCCAACUACAUGUAUGAAUGAUCCGAGUGAGUGUUCAUUGUUACCUCUAUCGAAAGGAGAUGAAAGAUUCAAUAGAAAGCGGUCAAGUAAUAAGAAUCGAAAAUAUGAGGAUAAUGGUGACAAUGAUCAUCCUAAUGAUGAUGGCGGUGAUGAGAAUCAUGUUGAUGAUGAACGGAGGAGUACAGUGGAGACUCAACAGUCAAAUAACAACAAGACGACAUUCUCCACGAAUAAUCAUGACAGGGGAAAGAUUCAACAGACAGAAAAAUUAUCAGAUUCUGAAGAAAUAUGGUUACCAAAGUCGUUUGACCUAUAAGCAUAUCAAUCAAGUGAAAUCACACCAAAACCUAUCAAAUAUCACCAAAAAUUCUGUCAUGAAGCGAAACAAACAAAAUGAGAGACGAGAAUACCAAAAAAAAGAUGAAUCAUCACAUGAAAAUGAAGCCCAUCGUGAACAUGAAAAGGUGAAAUCUACGAUUAAAACAAAAACAACAAACAAAUCAAACGUACAAGAAAAUAAGAACUGUAUUCAGGUCAACCUUUUCUAUUGUUCUUCGUGUUAAUAAAUUAAAUUAUUAUGUCAUUCAGUAUUAGGCAAAAAACACACAUAUAUAUAUACAUUUCAAACCUCACAGAUACAUACAUAUACAUUUGUUACAUACUACUUAUUUGCACAGCUAUUCUAAGUAGUAUUAUUAUUACUACAACUACUACUAUUACUUCUGCUGUUAUUAUUACCCAUUUGAUUGAUAGUACUGGUGAUUAACGGUGUCAUUGCUCAAAACAUUGUGAAUAAAUCUCACCUCUUUCUUUUUUUUAAAGAAAAAUUAUUGACU